Messenger RNA from Etheostoma cragini (Arkansas darter), 4578 nucleotides. RefSeq names its product NIMA-related kinase 10 (gene nek10). Gene Ontology annotation, biological process: protein phosphorylation. The coding region runs from base 386 to 3556 and encodes 1056 amino acids. The record is from RefSeq and is a predicted model, not a curated record. Lineage: Eukaryota; Metazoa; Chordata; Actinopteri; Perciformes; Percidae. The transcript is spliced from 37 exons. Gene Ontology annotation, molecular function: ATP binding; protein binding; protein kinase activity.
CAAGUUGUUCAACGACAUUCCGCUGUCAAAAUACCCUGGUGACGGAAUGCGAAUAGCGUCUGUUGUAUCCACGGCAACCACGACUCUCUAAUACUGCACACCUGGAUUGGUUAACAAUUCAGUCAAACUGAGCAUUGUUUUUACGUAUUUGUUAAGGUUAAGGGCGUUAGAUGUUUCAAGAAUAAAACAUCUAUAUCGCCUAUAUGCCCGACUAAGGGUAUUUAAUUAAGCACAAAUCGUAUUUCAGCCCAUCAAAAUCAACUUUCUACUGCUAGUUUGCGAUGCUGGAAGAAGGAAUAAUUUCACUGGAUUUAUAAUUAGUGAAGCAUUCAUGUGUAUCACUUGAUGCAGCUGGUUAAGUUAAAUCCCAGGUUACUUAUGGGGAAUGUUGACAAUGGCCAAUCCAGUAAAAAAAGGAGAAAAACGGCCUCUGAAAUCCAGAGGAAUCCAGAGCAAGGGCUCUCAUGAUCUCAGGAGGCUUCAGUCCCUGCUUGCCAAAAGCAUUCCCAGACACGAGGUGGCAGCGUUGAGUCACAGUAGAGCAUGCAGCAGUGGAGCCAGCAAAUCUCAAGGCCCGCAUACUCCAAAAGAUACCAACAGACAGAGGAGUGAAAGCGACAUCACCAGUGAAGCCUCUGAACUGGAAAAAUUCAGCAUCACAUACAAAGAUCAAAGAUGUUUCACCAGCCACCCACUGCACAAACUCUUCUCUGACAUCCUUGCGUCUUUGGUAAAGAACAGACUCUGCAGUGAGUGGAUUGACCAUGCACUGCCUGAGUCUGUCCUAAGAGUUCUGAUCUGCCUACGAUUAUUGAUCAGAGAUCCCUACCAUCAGAAAAUCCUCCAUCAACUCAAAGGCAUCAAUUUACUUGCCAGGUACAUGGAGCAUGUCACUGCCAUGUACAUAUCUUGUGGUGAACAAGCGUUUGCUGUGCAGAAGCUGGUCACGAUGACCUACAUGUUUCAGAAGCUGUCUGCCGUCGAAGAUCAAAGGGUCUGGGUCAUUGAGAGCGGCGCUCACAAGACACUGGUGAAGCUCCUGUCCACAACAGAAAGCAGCGUGUUGCUGGGGGCCCUGUUGGCACUCACCACUUUGGCUGAGAGCCCUGAAUGCAAGGAGGAGAUUGGCAAGCUUCCCAUAGUGGAGAACCUACUUGUAAUACUGCAGGAAUAUGACCUUCUGUCAAAGAGGAUGAGUGCGGAGCUCCUGAGGCUCCUGUCCCCGGUGUGGCAGGUGAGGGACCAGCUGAUGGAGCUGGAGGGUCUGCCUGUGCUGCUGAGCCUGCUGUAUGGCCAGCACCUGAAGCUGCUGUGGAGCGUUGCCUGGGUCCUGGUCCAGCUCUGCCAGGAUCCCGACACCAGGACGGAGAUACGGAGCUGGGGCGGGGUGCAGCAGCUUCUCCGGCUGCUUGACAGUGACCGGCAGUACGUCUCUGACCGCUCGUCCAUCGAGACACUCUCCAGCGCUAACGCGGCCGGUCGGAUCCAGAGAGAGCACAUCAGAGAGAAGCUCAGCCCGCAGGAGAAGGUGGACAACACUAUGGCCCUGCAGUCAGCCUGCUGCACAGUUCUGACUGAGCUUAGUCUGGAUGACACAUCUGCUCACCACAUUGUGCAGGAAAAUGGCGUCUAUAUAAUCGCAAAGUUGAUUUUACCUCAAAACUCUGGACCAAAGGUUACAUCUUUGCAGUGCUAUGCGUUUCGAACCCUUCGGUUUCUCUUUAGCGUGGAAAGAAACAGACAUCUGUUUAAAAGACUCUUUCCCACGGACCUCUUUGAGUUGUUUAUUGAUGUUGGACAUUAUGUGCGGGACCUCGCGGCCUACGAGGGACUGCAAACCAAAGUUUCACUUUACACUGAAGAGGAACUGGACAAUCUGAGAGAGAACAUCGAGACUGUUGACCAGAACCGACCUCCCCUUAAAGUCAUCAAUGGUUACUCCGUACUGGAACAUCUGGGCACCGGCGCCUUUGGAAGCGUCUUCAAGGUCCGAAAGCAGAGUAGCCAGAACCUCCUGGCUCUGAAAGAGGUGAACCUUCAUAAGCCAGCGUUUGGAAACGACAAGAAGUCCAGAGACAGUAACGUGGAGAAAAUCAUCUCUGAGCUGACGAUCGUCAAAGAACAGAUGACACACCCAAACAUUGUUAAAUACUACAAGACAUUUUUGGAAGAUGACAAGCUGUACAUCGUGAUGGAGUUGAUUGAGGGAGUGCCGCUGGCUGAACAUUUGAACUCUCUCAAGGAGAAGCACCAGAAGUUCACAGAAGACAGAAUUUGGAAUGUAUUCAUACAGAUGUGUCUGGCAUUGAGGUACUUGCACAAGGAAAAGAGAAUAGUCCACCGUGACCUCACUCCAAACAACAUCAUGCUGGGGGAAAAGGACAAAGUCACCAUCACCGACUUUGGCCUCGCGAAGCAAAAACAGGAGAACAGCAAGCUAACGUCAGUGGUCGGCACCAUCCUUUACUCCUGUCCAGAGGUGGUGAAGAACGAGCCGUACGGAGAGAGAGCUGACGUCUGGGCUUUGGGAUGCAUCCUCUACCAGAUGGCUACUUUACAGCCUCCGUUCUACAGCAGUAACAUGCUGUCGCUGGCCAGCAAGAUUGUCGAGGCUGUCUACGAGCCGAUUGAAGAAGGAGCUUUCUCAGAGAGAGUCACAGACAUGAUCAGAUGGUGUUUAAAUCCAGAUGCUGACCAGCGGCCGGACAUUGUGGCCGUCAGCUCCAGGAUAUCCGACCUCAUGAUGAGGCUGAUGGAUGGCCUCUACACUUCCCAGAAUGCACUGGAAAGAAGAGCAGAGAGAGACAGGAAACGAGCGCAGAAGUACUUCCUGGAGAAGCACAACAGUAGAACGGACUGCUGUCUCACAAACCUGCCUCAGGAAAAAUCCUUAAUGAAGACUGAAUCUCAGACAGCAGGUUCUUCUGCAGCCUGCACUUCACACUACAGCGAGCAUAAUAUCAGUCAAGAUGAUGCCUCAGAUGGUGAUGUUGAACCAUGCACUUCCAACAUCAACACCACUGUCUCUACAGGAAAACACUACGGGUUAAAGUCCAGUGCUCGUUUUACACCUGACCACAUUCAGUCUGGUGGGGAUUCUACUGCUGCAAAGAAACCAAGACCAGUGUCAGCAGGGAUCUGUGUCUCCCAGAAGAAGGUUCGGCAGAUUGAUGAUCCCAUUCAGAGGCUCCUCGUGCAGUUGCACAAAAUUAUUUACAUCACUCAGCUUCCACCAACUCCGAACCACAACAUCAAACGACGGAUCAUUGAAAGAUUUAAAAAGUCUCUUUUCCACUUCGGGAGCGAUCCAUACAUCCUCAAAGUGGAGCUCAGCAAGCUCCUCCACUCCUCUCCAGAGCUGCUGGAGUUAGGCUCAACCAGUUCAGACUGGUGGCCUCUGGCCCACCACUUGACAGCAGACACUGCCGACAGCACGGGUGAUGACAAUCUCAAAGAUGGAGUCACAUAUCAGCAAAUGCAGGGGAUCAUAGAGGAGCUGCUGGAGGAGAACAGCUACUAUAAAGCACCACACCAGGAGAGCAGAGAAAAGAAAUGAGCAAGAAAACAAGUGACUAUGAGCCACAUUCAUCAUCAGAUGUCAAACAGCUGGAAAAACUCAAUUUAUACCAUUUGCAUCAGAGUUUACACAAAUACUGUACAUGUUCUUGAAAUGUAUUCACUUUAAUUGAAUCUUAAUACCCAUGUAUAAUUAUUUUUACAUAAAACUUAAACAAUGCAAAGUGAACAAAACUUCUGGGCCCUUAAAACUAUUUUGUGAUGAAAUGUUUUUAAAAAUUACAAACGAUACACUGAGAAAUGAGAACGUGUCCUAGGACCAAAGAAAAGAAAAAAAAAAAAAAACUGGAACGACGGGAAGGAGCGGGGCACUUUUAAUUGAAAACUUUAAAUCACAAUCAUUGAUUGUGGUGAUCAUUUCCCCAGGGACCCAAAUAUUUGGUCUAUAAAUAGUGAAAGAUGUCCGUCAGUCUCCUGAAGCCCAACAAUAAUGGAUGUUGGUUUCCUACUGUAUGUAACGAAGGGUAAACCUUUGUUCAGCCCAUGAGAUCCUUCUCUAAAUCAAAGUGAACUGGCCCGUGACUUGCAAAAACACACACAGAACCACUUUAACGGCAACACUAUCCAGAGAUCUCAAAAAAAAAUUAAAAAAAUAGAAUUAUCUGUGGAGCUCGGGCACCGUUUGUUUUUUCAGGUUUAUCUGUUUGUGGCAUGUUAACGUCUCAGGACCAGACUCAGCAGUUUGAGGUUCGGCCUGUUUUAACAGGACUGCAUGUCACAGAAUGGGUUUCAAAUGGCCGCGAGCCAAAGCUGCAAAGUUACAGUUUGUCAAGGAGCCAAUAAGAAACUAAACCUCCACCUUAACUCAACAUUCAUGUCUAAUCAGAUCUCAACGCCUGACUGCAGCUCUGGCAGACAGUGAAAAACCGGUAAAAUGUUUUGAUUUGGAAUUAACACGCUCUCUGAAGUACUGUUAUUUCCAAUGUGAGUAACAUCUAAAAUAUACUUUUUGUAUGUAAUUCACUCGUUUUGAAGAGUGGAGGGAACACUAUGCACUUUGAA